This is a messenger RNA of Rasamsonia emersonii CBS 393.64, 510 nucleotides long. RefSeq lists its product as uncharacterized. The record is from RefSeq and is a predicted model, not a curated record. Bases 1 to 510 code for a protein of 169 amino acids. The transcript has 2 exons. NCBI's taxonomy places the organism in Eukaryota, Fungi, Ascomycota, Eurotiomycetes, Eurotiales, Trichocomaceae. Gene Ontology annotation, molecular function: RNA nuclease activity; RNA binding.
AUGGUCAACGUCAAGUCCCUCCUUUUCUUUGCCUUUGCGGCAUCUGCGAUUGCAGCUCCCCUCGAGCCCAUUGAAAACUUGAAUGCGACUUUGGUUGGCACUCCAGCGCAGCUCCACGCUGCCAAUGAUGUUAUAUACUACUGCCGCAAAUCCACAGACGCAGCGCAGACCAACAACAACGGCGCCCUGAUUGCCCAAAUCUCCAAGAACAAGGCCAUGGCAAGCGCCAAAUGGGCCGGUUACGGCAAAACGGCGAGCGGAUACCCGAAGCGGUUCUACAACAACGAGAGGUUGAACUUCGCAAAGCCGUGUAACAUGAAGGGCCACGACAUCUACGAAUUCCCCAUCAUAAUAGGCCAGAAGACCAACUUCCCCAAGGACUCUAAGAAGGGGGCCGCCAACCCGGGUCCGGUCCGGGUGUACUACGACCAGCACUUCAACUUCUGCGGUAUCGGCGUCAAGCCGAAUGAUGAUAAUUCGGGGCACCCGCACUUGUGCACGACUUCGUAG